Molecule: messenger RNA, 1408 nt
Organism: Argentina anserina (silverweed cinquefoil)
Lineage: Eukaryota; Viridiplantae; Streptophyta; Magnoliopsida; Rosales; Rosaceae
Product: protein RKD5
Exons: 5
Coding region: 178-1164 (328 amino acids)
Molecular function (GO): DNA-binding transcription factor activity
Source: RefSeq, a predicted model, not a curated record
AACAAAACUUGCUGCAAAAAUCCAAAGCAGUAGCAACAGUCUACUGUGUUUCUCAUUCAUCCCAUUCCUUCUUUCUCUGCCCACUGUUUUUGCUUUAACCACUCUCUACUUAAUAACACCUGCUCCUCCUCUCACUCACCCCAUUACCAAAAUUAUGACUUUUCUCUCUUUCUCUUCAUGGAUUCCUGUGACCCCCAUUUUCUGAGAUCUCUCCUAGUCUUCCAGAACACCAUCAACCAAGAGUUGAUUAGGAGCUUGCAUGUGUAUGGAUUAGAGGAUGCGAAGCAAAAUGAGGUUGAGAGGGAGUUUAUGUUCUCAGAAAACGGCUCAUAUGUGGAGCUUAAGGCUUACCCGGUUCUUGGAUUGAUGAGAUUUCGGGUUCCAGAAGUGGUUCAAGGCUAUAUUAAUGGUUGCUGGGUCUGCAUUUUAGCUUUUUAUGCCAAUCGUUCUCCUAACUUGACAUGCAUUCCUUGUGUACUCUCUGUUUCCAGAAAUCCUCAAUUAAAUUUGAUUCCAAACUUGGCUAAUGAUCUUCAAAUGGUUGGCGAGAUGACCUACAUAAAAGAUGAGAAAGAACCAUUGCAGACGUCAGAUGAUACAAGCCAAGUGAAUGAUGAAAAUCACCGUCAACUAAGAAGUUUGCCUAUGCUUGAUCUGGAUCUCAAUCGUCCUCCUUGUCCUGCCACAGUGUCUGUAUCAUCUGAUGAUCAAGAAAGUGAAAGACAAUCACCAGGUUUUAUAGAGAAGAAGAAUAGAAGGGCAGCAAGUGACCGCAUAGCAAAGAUCACUUUACCAGAUCUGGUGAAGUAUUUUGAUAUCCCUAUUGUGGAAGCUUCAAGAAGUCUGAAUGUUGGACUUACAGUGCUGAAAAAGAAAUGUAGAGAGUUUGGUAUUCCUCGUUGGCCACAUAGGAAGAUAAAAUCGCUCGACAGCCUCAUCCGUGAUCUUCAGGAAGAGACGGAAUUCCAACAGAAGGAGAACAAGGAUGCAGCCUUAGCAGUUGCAAAGAGGCAACGGAUGUUGGAGAGUGAAAGGGAAAGCAUAGAGAGGAAACCCUUCUUGGAUAUGAAGAUUGAGACCAAGAGGUUCAGGCAAGAUGUUUUCAAGAGAAGGCAUAGAGCCAGAGUUCUAAGAAACCAGGGCCUAUCACUCUCUGGCAAUUAAAUUAAAGUACCUAUCUAUAUAUUAGGAGAACUCGAACUAGGAGGUUGAGGUGAUAUGUCUUCCAAUUGUAGAAACAUCAACUUGUAAAACAGUUGCAUAAUUUUGUCCUCAAAACUCUUGUUUGGUUCGAGAUAUAAAAUUUUGGGCAAAGUGCAGAACCAACAAAUGGUAUCGGUAGUUUGGUGUAAGCCUGUAAGGUCGCAUCACAGUUUGAUGACUUAUUUCAGUCUUUAUUUUAUCUCAG